Molecule: messenger RNA, 1276 nt
Organism: Capsicum annuum
Lineage: Eukaryota; Viridiplantae; Streptophyta; Magnoliopsida; Solanales; Solanaceae
Product: 6,7-dimethyl-8-ribityllumazine synthase, chloroplastic
Exons: 8
Coding region: 211-912 (233 amino acids)
Biological process (GO): riboflavin biosynthetic process
Cellular component (GO): riboflavin synthase complex; intracellular anatomical structure
Molecular function (GO): 6,7-dimethyl-8-ribityllumazine synthase activity
Source: RefSeq, a predicted model, not a curated record
AGAUUAAAUCAAUAAUAAAUAAAUACUAUUAUUAAACAAAAAGAAUACAAAAUUUCAAAUGCAAAGCAGGCAUAUCAACAUAAGCUGAAUGUUUCAUGCCACCACUAUAGUAUAGUCCAUACAUAUAUAUAUAAUAGUCAUUCCGAUUAGUCUUUUCUCAAUAGAAAAAAACUAAAAAUUCACAUUUAUAUUCCCCCAAAGAAAAUAAAAAUGUCAGCUUCAGCUUUAGGACAAUGCAAUGUUGUUCCUCGUACAACAACAAGUAGCGUACAUCCUCUGCAGUCUCAUCGUCACUUGUCCACUUUGUCUUUCAAUAGACAAACUGCAAACUCUUCACCUGCACUGUCCUGCACUCGAUCUACAGGUUUUGGUUCUGCCAUUGAGAGACAUUGUGUGGAUCAAAACAGGUCGGGUUUGUUUGCAACAGCUGCUGUUCGUGAGUUGAAUGGUUCAGUUGUCUCUGCUAAGGGACAUCGAUUUGCCAUUGUGGUUGCACGUUUCAAUGAUUUGAUCACGAAGAAGCUUUUGGAGGGAGCUCUGGACACUUUCAAGAAAUACUCAGUUAGAGAAGAAGACAUUGAUGUUAUAUGGGUUCCUGGCUGUUUUGAAAUCGGUGUGGCUGCACAGCAUCUUGGAAAGUCACAGAAAUAUCAAGCAAUACUCUGCAUUGGGGCUGUGAUCAGAGGUGAUACGUCUCACUAUGAUGCUGUUGUUAAUGCUACCACAUCUGGCGUACUUUCAGCAGGUCUAAAUUCAGGUACUCCUUGCAUAUUUGGUGUUUUGACAUGUGAUACCUUAGAGCAGGCUUUCGAUCGAGCUGGUGGGAAGGCUGGGAAUAAAGGUGGCGAAACAGCAUUGACAGCUAUUGAGAUGGCAUCUUUGUUUGAGCACCACCUAAAGUCAAGCCUUUAGAGUAGAAGGAAGAAGGCCCUUCUUACCAGCUCACUGUUUCAUCACAACACCGUUCUGGUUCUCACCUUUAAACAGAAUCUCUCUCGCGUUACCAUCCCAACUAGCUACAACUAAUAAGGUCAGAUAUCCGAUUUGAAGCUGAGCUACAUACGAACAAAUAAGUUCCCUCCUCGUCUACUCGUUGAUGCUGGCUGUAAUCCCUCUAGAAGUUUUGUGGAGAAAACAUUCUUGUAAAAGAUGUACUUGUUUCAGAAAAUGUUCUUGAACAAGAUUGCACUUUCUUUCAAGUUUUGUAUUUUUGGACAAAUUUCUCCAUUUCUUAUGCUGAGUUCAAAUUGGUUCUAUGUGAAUUGGAACUUCAAAA